This is a messenger RNA of Eubalaena glacialis (North Atlantic right whale), 846 nucleotides long. RefSeq names its product MIS18 kinetochore protein A (gene MIS18A). Gene Ontology annotation, biological process: chromosome segregation; CENP-A containing chromatin assembly. The record is from RefSeq and is a predicted model, not a curated record. The transcript is spliced from 5 exons. Bases 29 to 739 code for a protein of 236 amino acids. Lineage: Eukaryota; Metazoa; Chordata; Mammalia; Artiodactyla; Balaenidae. Gene Ontology annotation, cellular component: chromatin; nucleus; chromosome, centromeric region.
CCUCCGCGGCGCAGGCAAUUUGUAGCUAAUGGCGGGUCCUUGGUCUCAGGCUUGUUGCAAAAGAUGCUCCUCUACUAGCUGUGCGUGUGGCGACAAGGGCAAGUGGAGCAACUCCUCGCUCUUAGGCAAGCGGCUCUCAGAAGACUCGAGCCGCCACCAGCUGCUGCAGAAGUGGGCAAGCAUGUGGAGCUGCGUGAGCGGGGACGCGUCGGUGGCCUGCACGGAAAGGACGCCGCGCGAGGAGGCUGCGGAGCCGGCGGAGGAGGAGGACAGGCCGCUGGUGUUUCUGUGCUCUGGUUGCCGGCGGCCGCUGGGCGACUCGCUGAGCUGGGUGACGAGCCAGGAAGACACCAACUGCGUCCUGCUGCGCUGUGUUUCCUGUAAUGUUUCUGUGGAUAAGGAACAGAUACUAUCCAAACGUAAAAAUGAAAAUGGUUGCAUCCUGGAGACUUUGUACUGCGCAGGAUGUUCACUCAACCUCGGCUACAUAUACAGAUGCACACCCAAGAAUCUAGACUACAAGAGGGACUUGUUCUGCCUCAGUGUUGAAGCCAUUGAAAGUUAUGUUUUAGGGUCCUCUGAAAAGCAAAUUGUGUCAGAAGAUAAAGAGCUUUUUAAUCUUGAAAGCCGAGUUGAAAUAGAAAAAUCUCUAAAGCAGAUGGAAGAUGUUUUGAAAGCAUUGCAAACAAAGCUUUGGGAGGUUGAAUCAAAAUUGCCCUUUACCAGCUGCAAAAGCUGAAAUCUGUUCCAAGUCUCCCGUUCUGGAGUCCUUCGCUGAUGGACAGUUGUUUCACGUGUAGCAAUUCUUGUUAUAAUUUACUUCACUUAGAACUGAAAGAAUUCAAA